Messenger RNA from Odobenus rosmarus divergens (Pacific walrus), 3342 nucleotides. It is a transcript of the gene ZFAND3, whose product is annotated as zinc finger, AN1-type domain 3. The record is from RefSeq and is a predicted model, not a curated record. The transcript has 6 exons. Bases 436 to 1119 code for a protein of 227 amino acids. Gene Ontology annotation, molecular function: DNA binding; zinc ion binding. NCBI's taxonomy places the organism in Eukaryota, Metazoa, Chordata, Mammalia, Carnivora, Odobenidae.
GCUGCUACGCCAGAGCCGGCGGGGGCCUCAGGUCCUUCCCAGUGCCGCCGCACGGGACAUCGCUCUGGCUGCGAGCGGCGGUGGGAGCUGCCGAGGGCGCCGGGUCUUCCCUCCUCCCCCGCGGUCCUCGGUUCACCCGCACGCCCCUCCUCCUCAGCUCCCCUCCCUCUCCUCUCCGCGCCUCCCCCGACCCCCCCGUCUCUGCAGGCCGAGUGGUGCGGCCCGCCUCCAGCUGACCGGCCUGGAAUCCCGGCUCGGAGCCCCGGACUCGCGCCCGCCCGCGCGUCCGCUCCCUCCCCCUCCCCCCCGCCCCGAGCCCCCCGACGCCGCCGCCGUCGCCGCCGCCGCCGCCUCCGCCUCCGCCUCCUUCGAGCGGGGCCCAGGCCCAGCCGCCGCCACCGCUGCCGCCGCCGAGCUCCGCCGCCGCCGAGCACCAUGGGAGACGCCGGGAGCGAGCGCAGCAAAGCGCCCAGCCUGCCGCCUCGCUGUCCCUGCGGCUUCUGGGGGUCCAGCAAGACUAUGAACCUCUGUUCCAAAUGCUUUGCUGAUUUUCAAAAGAAACAACCAGACGAUGAUUCCGCUCCAAGUACAAGUAACAGCCAAUCAGAUUUGUUUUCCGAAGAGACCACCAGUGACAACAACAAUACCUCGAUAACCACGCCAACUCUUAGUCCCAGCCAGCAGCCGCUUCCGACAGAAUUGAAUGUAACUUCACCAAGUAAAGAGGAGUGUGGGCCAUGCACAGACACAGCUCAUGUCUCGUUAAUCACACCAACCAAAAGAUCCUGUGGUACAGAUUCACAGUCUGAGAAUGAGGCUUCGCCAGUGAAACGGGCACGACUACUGGAGAAUACCGAACGACCUGAGGAAACCAGCCGAUCUAAACAGAAGAGUCGACGUCGGUGCUUCCAGUGCCAAACCAAACUGGAGCUGGUGCAGCAGGAACUGGGAUCAUGCCGCUGCGGUUAUGUGUUCUGUAUGUUACAUCGCCUCCCCGAGCAGCAUGACUGUACGUUUGACCACAUGGGCCGUGGCCGAGAGGAAGCCAUCAUGAAAAUGGUGAAACUGGACCGGAAAGUGGGGCGCUCCUGCCAGCGCAUCGGGGAGGGGUGCUCCUGAAGGCCAGGCAUGGCCGCCACAUGACGCUGUUCUUAGUUCACUAAUGUUAGCCUUAUUUAGGACAAAGUCAGCCAGACACCUUGUACUGGGCACGCGUCAGACUACAGCCAGUCCGUUUCCUUUCUUUAGCCAGCCAUCCUGGUACUGUAGUUUAGGGGUUGAUGGUGGUUGAAAUUGAUUUCUGGCUGGUUACUAAGGUGCCUGCUAGCCAUUGUAUACAAUUAAAACAUGAAGAAUAUUUUUUUUUGAGCAUGGCUAGUGGAUUUAAAACAACACAUACCUGUCACUGCUGGAGUCAAACUUAUAAAAAGCCUUAAGCGGAAAGUGUUCCAGAUGGAGACUCUGAGUUAAUAGAGGCGUAGAAGCUGGUGUUAAAGUUCCCAUGACGCACAUGGCUUUGCCAGAAACUCUGGUUAAUGUUCGGCCUUUCACCUCUUCACUUAUCCUUAGUCCAGUAGCCAGGAUACCUGAUGGCCACGCGUGCCUUGGCCACAGGAGGCUGUUGAGAUUGGCCACGUGGCUGGGCUGGGUGGUGGCUUCGCUCUCCCACAGAGCUGGAAAUGGGGGUGGGGGGGGCAGGUUCUUAGGAAAAUUUUUUACCUGACUUGCUAUGAAAGAACUCUCUCAUCACAUGAGAAGAGAAACAAUAACCUCACUUUGAAAAUUAGCUCCACUCAAGACUAGUCCAUGUACGAGACCCAUCUUUUCUACACAGGACCCACGGUCAUGAGAAGCAACCAGGGGUGCACCCUGACCCCACUGGCUCUGGUUUGCCAUUUGCCAAGUGCAGGGAUCUGGCAAUUGAUCAAAUAAGGCUAAUUACAGCACAGCAGCUGCGGCUAGGAUCUACAAACUGGCCUCUGCAGCUAGAUUUCUAUAUUGGGAGUUUUUAAAAAGACAUUUCAUAGCCGACGGGAAUCAGUAGAAGGGCUGGGGAGCCGGUGGGAAGCCGCCGCCUGCAGGCUCUGCCCCCUCCAGCGGCCGCCCGCCCGGCCCUCUCUGGGCCAAGAGGACAGUGCCACGGCCCAGCCCCUUGGGCUGCGCAGCUCCGCAGUCCGGGGGACCGCCUCUACCACACAGCAAGUCUGGGAGGGCGAGGCGGCCUGCGUCCCAGGGGCAGCGGGGGGAUCUGUCUAGAACAGUGGUUUGUGGCCGUGGCCCAGCUCCGAGAAAGACCUUGGCUCUGGCAGUGGGGGUGGGAGGGCACAUUUCUCAGCCUGUGCCGCUUCCUGCGGGCAGAGAGGAGUUGGUAGCCAUGGUAGCUCAGGCCGGGUGGGGAGAGUGGAUAUGGGCCUGUUGGCCCACGUUAGGGAAUCCUCACUGAUCAGGUGGGGGCGGGGAGGGGAGACAGGAUUAAGAUUCCCUGGGGAGCCUGAACAGGGUUGAGUGGGCCAGAGACCCCGCAUGGUCCAGGCUGGUGAGAGUCGGAGGCUCCUGCCGAGGCGGUUUGGAUCUGCCCACACACAGGCUACUGGAAUAGUUUAACCCAGCAAACUGUCCCUUUUAUACCACGACCAAUAGUUCGACUGUCUGUAAUUCACAGCCAAACACCUGCAGCUACAAAUGUUUUUUGAUCCGGAAUACUAAAAUAGGAAAUCAUGCUCUUCCCAACCUCUUCCUCCCAUCCCACCCCCACCAGAGUGGAAUCCGCUGCAAAAUCUCCAGCCUUAUUCUUGCUUCAGGACCCAGACCGGUGUCUUGCUCUAGGGCAGCCCAGGGCAGAGGGGCCAGGUCUGCCCGCGUUUACCACUGUUGUCAAGCCACGGCCCUCUGGCCAGUACAUGGCCAUCCUCAGUGAGGCGGCCCACCUAGGCCCCCCGCCAAGCUCUGAUCCCGAAGAGGCCCCCCUCCCCCACGCGCCCUUCCAGCCCUCCUCAGGCCCCACCGCUGCUGCCUCGAGGCAGGGAUGGGAAGCAGGCUCUCUGGGGAGCCCAGGGGCACACAGGGCUCCAGCCCAUGUUCACUUCCUGGUGGUAGAGCUGGGGGUGGGGGGAGGGCUUGUCCCCUGCAGUAUCUGUUCUGUGAAGUUUGUUAAAUGUAAGGAAAGCUUAAAUUCUUGUAUCUUUAAAAGAGAAGAUCUUAUUUAACCCUUUUGUGUUUUAGAUUUACUUACACACAUAGCCUAGAGCUCAGUUUUAGUUUUAACAUUGUGAAAAUAUUAAAAGACUCUUGUAACUUUAUUCUUUUUUCUCCUGCUGAAAAAAAAAUUAAACCAAUCGUAUG